AUGUCAGGACCCAGGCCGGUUGUUCUGAGCGGCCCCUCAGGAGCAGGGAAGAGCACUCUUAUGAAGAUGCUACUGAGGGAUUAUGAUGGAGUCUUCGGCUUCAGCGUGUCACAUACAACACGGGGCCCACGUCCAGGAGAGGUAGAUGGCAAAGAUUACCACUUCUCAAACAGGGAGGCUAUGCAGGAGGAUAUUGAUGAUGGGAAAUACAUUGAGAAUGCUGAGUUUUCCGGCAACCUGUAUGGAACAAGCAAGUCUUCUGUAGAUGACGUCAGGGCCACGGGCCUCAUCUGCAUCUUAGAUGUGGAGAUCCAGGGAGUGAGGAACAUCAAGGAGACUGAUCUGGACCCCAUCUAUGUUUCUAUCCAGCCCCCCUCUAUUGAGAUCCUGGAAAAGCGUCUGAGGGACAGAAAUACUGAGACAGAGGAGAGUCUGCAGAAGCGUCUGGAGGCAGCGCGAGUUGACAUGGAGCUCAGCAACGAGCCAGGAAUGUUUGACGCGCUUAUAGUCAAUGAUGAUUUAGAGGGGGCGUAUGAGAAGUUGCAAAGUGUUCUUAUUGAGGAAAUAACGAAGGUUCAGUCGACCAAAAAAGAAAGAUGCAAUUCUGUUAUGUCAGGACCCAGGCCGGUUGUUCUGAGCGGCCCCUCAGGGGCAGGGAAGAGCACGCUGCUGAAGAAACUGCUGAAGGACUACAAGGGAGUCUUCGGCUUCAGCGUGUCACAUACAACCCGGGAUCCACGUCCAGGAGAGGUAGAUGGCAAAGAUUACCACUUCACAAACAGGGAGGCUAUGCAGGAGGAUAUUGACACGGGAGAAUUCAUUGAGACUGAUGAGUUUUCUGGCAACCUGUAUGGAACAAGUAAGUGUGCUGUACAGGACGUGAGGGCCAAGGGCCUCAUUUGUAUUUUGGAUGUGGAUAUUGCGGGAGUGAGACACAUCAAGGAAACUGACCUGGACCCCAUCUAUGUUUCAAUCCAGCCCCCCUCCAUUGAGGUCCUGGAAGAGCGUCUGAGGGAUAGAGCGACGGAGACGGAGGAAAAGAUCCAGAGCCGCCUGGAGGCAGCACGGAUUGACAUGGAGGAGUGCAACGAGCCUGGAUUGUUUGACAUUGUCAUUGUCAACGAUGACUUGGAUGAGUCCUAUGAGAAGUUGCAAAGUGUUCUUAAGGAGGAAAUACUGAAAGUUCAGGAGGGCAUCAAGUCGUAAGGAGCUACAGUAACAGCGUCCCAGUCUUCCUCUUGCCUGGUACCUUACAGGAGGUACAUAAACCAACAUUUGACCCCAGCUAAUUUCGAUUUAGCCACAAAAGGAAAUGUUCUGAGGGUUGCCAUAUGGUGACUGUGGUGACUUCCACAGAAACGCAUACUACCGUAUGAGACUCAAGAAGAUGGUCUAAAAAUCUUAGGUUGUUUUCCACAUUCAUUCAGUCUGUCAUUUAUGAGGAAUUUUGAGUAAGACAAAGGUACGUGUAGAGUAUACAGUCGAUACAGUUAAAAGUUAACGUCUACUUCAUACCUUACUGCCAACUGGGUUUCAGCCAUGCAGACAAAUAGAAACCACUGCCAAAGCCAAUAGACCUUCAAUAAUUCAGUGUUUUGUGGUUAGAAUCUAAAGGUUUGACAAUAUACUUAACAUGCCCCUGACUUGACAUUUGUGAUGAAUGCCCUUGACUUGUGCGAUGACCAUCCCGCAUACGAUGGACAAACAACCCGAGAAGUAGUAAAACAAAAGUUGUGCAUAAAACGGUGUCUUAGCUGUGAAAUGUCAUAUUAGCGGACUAGCUUUGAGGUAAACACUGCUAUGUCUUCAUCUUAAUCUAAUAUUAUUCUUAUUGGUCAAAUAGUAAAACACCAUUCUGUGUUCUGUAGUCUCAUUUUUCUCUCGGUUUUAAGCAAUGAUAGUGUAGUCUGAAUGAUGUUACACCAAAUGUAAAGAUGUGUAUGGUGGGGUGUUAUACUAAUUUAACAGUAUUUGUGGAUGAAUAUGUAACUGACUGGGUAACGAUCCAAACACCUCAACACACAGCUUUCAUAGGUCAAAGGUCAGACCUGAGGUUGUCAGUUUAACUUGCAGGUCAAUUACUGUAGCCAUCCAUCUGCAGAAAAUAAAAUGUGUGUGUCUUGUAGUGUAUGUUUUUGUAUGCAACGGCGCUAGACAAAUAAAAAGCACUUACCACUUA
Molecule: messenger RNA, 2179 nt
Organism: Salvelinus fontinalis (brook trout)
Lineage: Eukaryota; Metazoa; Chordata; Actinopteri; Salmoniformes; Salmonidae
Product: guanylate kinase-like
Exons: 14
Coding region: 1-1206 (401 amino acids)
Biological process (GO): purine nucleotide metabolic process
Cellular component (GO): cytosol
Molecular function (GO): ATP hydrolysis activity; GMP kinase activity
Source: RefSeq, a predicted model, not a curated record